AUGGACCCGGCCCUCUUUUCUCUCAGAGCUCUAGCAUGGCUGACGAGUUCUGCCAUUGCUACGACAGGGGCCGUCGUUGGCCUGACCUGCUCAGCCAUCAUUCGUCCAUUCAGCCGUCGUAGCUGCUAUGAUAUCAACUCAUUCAUCGCAGGCAACCUCUGGCGCUACUUUCAAUGGCUAUUCACUGGUCCACAUAAAGCACGCAUCACAUUUUCUGGUGAUGCAUUGCCAGAAGGAGAGAACGCAAUAGUCAUUGCAAACCACACAUCUUAUUCAGACUUUCAGCUCAUUCACUCUGUUGCUAGCAGUAAAAAGAUGCAAGGCCGAUGCCGAUACUUUGCCAAGGAUGAGCUCAAGUACAUUCCCAUCCUCGGCUGGGCCAUUUACCUGUGUGACAUGGUUCUCGUGUCUCGCAACUGGAUCACCGACCAGAAAGAACUUCUCAAUGUUUUUGGGCCAAUCCGUAAGCUACGACUUCCCAUGUGGCUCAUUACCUACGUCGAAGGUACUCGCUUUACGCCCAAGAAGUGUAAAGCCUCGCAAGAGUUUUGCGAAAGUCGCAAUAAGCCCAUCUUGAAGCAUGUCUUGUACCCUCGCGUUCGUGGAUUCUAUGCAACGGUUGAGCAAUUUCGAACAUCUCACAUCAAGGUGGUGUAUGAUCUGACUCUUGUCUGGAGUAAGGACGGGAAGCUACAUGCUGCCCCGACCCCUGUCGAGGUCCAUGGCAUCUCCGACCUCAACAAGCACUACAAGUUCCAUGUCCAUGUCCGGCGAUUCAAUCUGCAGGAUCUGCCACAGGACGAGGCAGCAGUCGCUGGAUGGCUCGAAAAGAGGUGGGUAGAAAAGGACCAGGUGCUCGAGGCGUUUGCACAAGACUUUGAAGGAGCACGAAAGACAUAUAAGGCAUUCGAUAUGUAG
Messenger RNA from Protomyces lactucae-debilis, 918 nucleotides. RefSeq lists its product as uncharacterized. The coding region runs from base 1 to 918 and encodes 305 amino acids. Gene Ontology annotation, molecular function: 1-acylglycerol-3-phosphate O-acyltransferase activity. Gene Ontology annotation, cellular component: endomembrane system. The record is from RefSeq and is a predicted model, not a curated record. NCBI's taxonomy places the organism in Eukaryota, Fungi, Ascomycota, Taphrinomycetes, Taphrinales, Protomycetaceae. The transcript has 4 exons.